ACUAAAAUGAACUCCUCUGGAACCGACAGCGUAAAAGAUCAAAUCAAGGACAUUAUCGAGUCCCCAAAGCAGUUUGCCAAGGAGGGUAUCCAAUUCAUCAACCGUUGCAAGAAGCCUGAUCAGAAAGAAUUCUUAAAGAUCACUCAGGCUGUUGGUAUGGGAUUUGCCGCUCUUGGUGCGUUGGGUUAUAUUGUCAAGCUCAUCCACAUUCCCAUCAACAACAUCCUCGUCGGUGCCGCAUAAAACCAACUACUACGUUUUCCUCUUCCUUUUUUUUUUUUAUAAAAAAAAUGCCUUUAUUUAUCUCUUUCGCUCCUAUUCAUACCAUCCUUAAAACUCACUAAUUCGAAUAUAUAUAUAUAUCUGUUUGUUCUUUUUUUCCAAAUACAUCAACUAAUAAUAAAAAUAAUAAAAGAAAGAAAGAAAAACUCAAAGAUGUAG
This is a messenger RNA of Phycomyces blakesleeanus NRRL 1555(-), 441 nucleotides long. RefSeq lists its product as hypothetical. NCBI's taxonomy places the organism in Eukaryota, Fungi, Mucoromycota, Mucoromycetes, Mucorales, Phycomycetaceae. The transcript is spliced from 3 exons. Gene Ontology annotation, molecular function: transmembrane protein transporter activity. The coding region runs from base 7 to 243 and encodes 78 amino acids. The record is from RefSeq and is a predicted model, not a curated record. Gene Ontology annotation, cellular component: Ssh1 translocon complex; membrane. Gene Ontology annotation, biological process: protein targeting; post-translational protein targeting to membrane, translocation.